This is a messenger RNA of Peronospora farinosa, 2724 nucleotides long. The record is from the annotation of a GenBank genome assembly. NCBI's taxonomy places the organism in Eukaryota, Oomycota, Peronosporomycetes, Peronosporales, Peronosporaceae.
AUGAAGAAAUCGCCUGUAGCAGCCAUGAGCAAUAUUCGAGAUGCAGUACGACGCAAAAGCGUGGGACUGAGCUUUACUACAAACUUUAGUAUCUUUAGUCGUAGCACAAGUUCCACAGGUGAAGAUGAUCGCUCGGAGCAGGGCAUGGGGGAAGAAGGGGAUGACUAUAACGAUGACGUGGAGAGCAGCCACUCGAACCGGUCGAGAGUCGAUUCGACGCCGGGUGAAGACGAUGUAGACAGCAGUCCAUCGCCAGCUGUAAGCUCCCGUAGCUCAUAUGUCGAGCCACCGGAGCCUCCGCUGCCUCCUCCUGGUGGACUGCUGGAAGCAGCAACAAAGAAUGUGCAAGGGAAGACUCAGACACUUAUGGAGACACUCCACGAGGUCACAACGUCUCAUGACGACGAAACGAUCCAGUGCAGUGUCUUUCUUUCCAGGACGGCGUUAUUUUCAGACCGACUCGUGGUGUUUAUCGGAGACAGUGAUGGAAGUCCAGCGGGUAUUUGGAGUGCACGGCUGUGCGUACGCUCUGGAUCUGAAGGAGGUGGUAUCUUUAAGGGAAGUUUGGGAUCGAUGUUGCCGUAUAUAAUGAAGGCAAAGGAAGACAAGUUUGGUAUUGUCCUGUUUGACGAUGUCUUCAAGGAUUCGAUGCGAUCUGGAGAAAUUGAUAUGAAGAGUGCAGUACAACGAUUUAUGACGGGCUGGCGGAACCACGUUUUGACCUCCCGAGCUACACAUGUAUUUGUUGUGGCAUACCGAGACGGCGGCAUUCUGUUUGUGGAAGCACUGCGAUCGCACAUGAAAGAGAUGCAGCGUCACAUUAGUGGAGUUGCUUUCUUGCAGUCUGCGCAUAGCAUUUCGUCGGAUGACUCGUAUACGCUGCGAAAAAUGAUUGCCCAAUGGUGUAUCGCGUAUUUGUCAUCACCUGAAGGCGUGCAAACAUUGAAGCGAAUGAAAUCAAGAGAGACUCCGUUGGGUUGUGUGGUCCUGUCGGCGGGCCGCGUGAAAUCGGACGUCGACUUGCUGCAGAUGGUUGUUUCCUCAGUGUUUGCAAGCUUCAAGGCACGGUGGUCAGGUUUUCGCGUGAAAAACGUAAAUAGCGGCAUGGAAAAGUCUUGUUACGCAUGUAAGGGUGUUUUUAACAUGCGUCGUUGGCGCCGGCAUUGCCGCACGUGUCAGAACCCAUGCUGUGAAAAGUGUUCAUCAACAGAGAACACACGUCACGAGGGUCAGGUGCGUCUUUGUUUGACGUGCAAAUCGCUGCCAUCACUCAUUCACUGGUCUCGACCACGUGCUGUUCGUACGGGUGAGAAAGAGAGCGUUUUUAGUGGAUCAGCCAAGCCUGGCAAGAUGUCAGUGAAUGACUUUGAGCUCGUAACCGUCAUUGGUCGUGGUGCAUGUGGCAAGGUGCUUUUGGUACUAAAAAAAGACGGCGCAGACGCAGGCCACUUGUAUGCGAUGAAGGUGCUGAAGAAGGAGUGGGUGAUGAACAAGGAUCUAGUCACUCAAACAAUGGCAGAACGUCGCAUCUUGCAAGAGGCUGACCACCCGUACAUCGUUCAGCUGAAGUACGCUUUCCAGAACCAAGACAAACUGUACAUGGUGAUGGAAUACUAUAGCGGUGGUUCACUGCGCCAGGUGUUGCGUCGUCGUGGCCGCUUUAGCAUCAAGCGUGCACGGUUUUAUCUGGCUGAAAUUCUUCUCGCCAUUACCCAUCUGCACUCGUCAAACAUUUUGUACCGCGACUUGAAGCUAGAAAACAUUGUCAUCACCGCGGACGGCAAUGUGGCGUGCACAGACUUUGGUUUAUCGAAGGAGGAAAUGGAUGACAACGAGCGGACGAGCUCUUUUGUGGGCACAUGCGAAUACCUGGCGCCCGAGUUAAUUAUGAAAGAGGGCUAUGGCAAGGCUGUGGAUUGGUGGGCACUUGGUAUAUUGGCGUAUGAGAUGAUUCAGGGCGACUCGCCGUUCCGUCACAAUGUACCUACUAUCUUGUUUGACAAGAUUUUGAAGGAAGAGCCUGAGUUUAGCGACCGCUUUACCCCAGAAGCUCAGGACCUGAUUACUAAGCUGCUUACAAAAGAUCCAGAGCAUCGUCUUGGCUGUGGCCCCGACGGUGUCGAGGAAAUCAAGCAGCACCCAUUCUUUACAGAGAUUGACUGGGACAUGCUGCUGCGCAUGGAGAUGGAAGUGCCGCGUCCUCCACAUCGUAUGGAAGACGUGACCGACGAAAGCCACCUCAAUCGCGCGAUUGCCAAAAUGCGCGAGGCACGUGAAGAGCUCAUGCCGGACUCGCCUGUGUCAUUGCCUUCGUCCCCCUCGGAGCAGAAGCACUUUGACCGCUUCUCGUACCAGGGACUUGGCGACUGGAACCCAGCGAUGGCUGACAUGGAAUUUGACGAAGAGACCGGCGACUUUAAGCAGGGCACCAUUCACGAAGAUGAAGAAUUUGUUGAGGAGGAGUACAUGGAGGAGUCUGGCGACGGUGAUGGCGUGCCGCUGUCUCCUGGCUCGAAGGCAAAUUCGAUGACGUCUUCAAAGAUGUCUCCUUCCAAGCCCAACGGUUCGGACACUCCCGCGGCCUCAAGUUCGGCCGCAUCAGCGUCGCCGAGGAGUCCACAGAGCGCCGGCACCCCACGUAGUCCACCCCCGGCACCAAUGAGUCCAGCGGACUUUUCGGCGUCUUCAAACUCACCGACGGAGCCGCAGUCCCAGACCAUUUAG